Molecule: messenger RNA, 4604 nt
Organism: Loa loa (African eye worm)
Lineage: Eukaryota; Metazoa; Nematoda; Chromadorea; Rhabditida; Onchocercidae
Exons: 30
Coding region: 1-4422 (1473 amino acids)
Biological process (GO): transmembrane transport
Cellular component (GO): membrane
Molecular function (GO): ABC-type transporter activity; ATP binding; ATP hydrolysis activity
Source: RefSeq, a predicted model, not a curated record
AUGGAUUUGGAUGUAGCUUUACAAAGGACAUCAGAAGAUGAGGCAGAGAAUCAAUAUGAUGAAGUUUAUCCGGGGCGAGUACUCAAAGGUGAAGAUACACCACGUAGCGCUAAAAUCCGAUACAUGAGGGGAUCUCGCGAACCAAAAACAUUCGCACGUUACACUUCCAGUCUAAAGAAUAUGAUACCCUUACGGCCGUUUCAUAAACACGAACGUUCAAGCGCGAGUAAAGUUGACGAGUCAGGCUUAUUUUCAUUUAUAACCUUCAGCUGGAUAUUCCCAUUUCUUUGGGCUGCUUUUAGAGGUCGUAUAAGUCAAGAUCAAGUGUGGAAUUGCAGCAUUUAUGAUGCAUCUAGUGUUAAUUUGGCAAGAUUUGAAUAUUUAUGGAAGCAAGAACUUCUACAGCGACCCAACAGACCAUCGCUUUUUCGAGUCGUGUGUCUGUUCAUCAAGACGAGAAUUUGUGUUGCUUGUUUCAUCUUCGUAUUUUGCCUGCUUUUUGGAUUCAUUGGUCCAGUGUGUUUUGUGAAAGAAUUGAUAUCAUUUGCUGAACAACCACCUCUUUUCAAUAUGUAUCCCAAUUUUGGUUUUGGCAUUUUCUUGGCUUUUGCAAUUCUUACAGUCGAAACAAUACGAGUACUCUCAUAUGGAGCUACAUGGGCUGUAAGUUACCGAACGGGUAUCAGAGUUCGUGGAGCCUUACUAGCUUUACUAUACAAACAAUUGAUCAGUGUGCGCUCACUGAGAACAAAAACUGGAGCAGAGGUGGUAAACAUUUUUGCGAAUGAUGGACAACGUUUACUUGAUGCAGUUUCAUUUGCACCACUGGUAUUGGUUGGACCUUUGGUGCUAAUUGCUGGAAUAAUCUAUCUUCUGGUUGUUAUUGGGCCAUGGUCAUUGCUAGGAAUACUCACAUUUCUUGUUUUUGAUGCCAUACAGUUCGCACUUGGCAAAACAUUGGUCCGCUUUCGAACUUCAGCAAUUCAAAAAACUGAAAGACGGUUAAAUUUAUUGGGUGAAAUAAUUCGUUGCAUCCGACUUAUAAAGAUGAAUGCUUGGGAGGAAUCGUUCACUACUAGAAUAAAAGAAAUGCGUCGCAGUGAAAAAAUAGAUUUGCGCAAAACAGGGCUGGCACAAAGUCUCACAAUUGCAUUUGGAUCUGUGGUACCCGUGGUGGCAACAGUUUUCACUUUCCUUGGACUUAUAUUGUCAGGCGGAAAUCUUCUGACUGGUGACGCAUUUAGCACUAUAACGGUAUUCUUUAUCAUGGUGUUCGCCCUUCGGAUGAUUCCUUACGGAAGUCGUUAUUGUGCCGAAGCAUUUGCUUCAUUGAAAAGAAUACAAAAUUUACUGCUCUAUCCAGAAUAUGACCAACAAAUCCCAUUUUGCCGAGAUGCAAACAUCGCGAUUCAGUUCAGAAACGCUACUUAUCUUUGGGAUGAUAAAAGUCAGGCAAAUGAAAUAGCAUCAAGUUUGGAAGAAACGAGUAAAAGGAGUGCCGUUGUUGUUAAUGAGCAAAACGAUAUUGAUUCAGUAAUUGCACUGAAAAACAUUACCCUGGAUGUGCGGAAGAAGGAACUUUUGGGUAUAUGUGGUCCAGUGGGAAGUGGCAAAACAGCCUUGCUUACCGCCAUUGUUGGUCAUCUAGUGCCAAAGGAUGGUUCGUUAAAUGUUUCGGGGCAAGCAGCGUUUAUAACACAAACGCCAUGGAUUUUGAAUCAAACAGUUCAGAGUAAUAUAUUAUUUGGUUUGCCAAUGAACACAAGUCGGUAUUACAAAGCCAUCACAGUUUGUGAGCUCACUAAAGAUUUGGAAACAAUGAAAGCGGGUGACCAAACAGAGAUCGGAGAACGAGGAGUGACAAUAUCAGGAGGACAGAAAGCUCGAAUUUCACUGGCUAGGGCACUUUUUGCAAACUGUCGCAUUUAUCUUUUAGAUGACAUAUUUGCAUCGCUGGAUCGGCAAGUCGCUGAUCGUAUUUUCAAGCAUGCUGUGAAAGAAAUGUUAGCAAACAGAACUGUUCUCAUGGUUACUACAGAUGUCCAACGGUUGUCGAAAUGUGAUCGAGUUUGCUACAUGGAAGGUGGAAGAAUUAAGGCAGUAGGUACUCAUGAUGAACUGUUAGAGAAAUGUGAAGCGUAUGCUGUUUAUUGCGAACGCUCCGUUUAUACCGAUGAAAUCAAGUCGAUAUCGGAGACCGCAGAGGAACAACAUGUCUUCGGAGAUGGUUUUGUAAAGAUAGAUCUACCAGAUGGAGCCGAUGAAUUUGUGAAAGUAGGAGCAAAAAUAUCGGACGAAUUUGUAAAUCUUACGAAGCCCGAUGAUGACGGACAAUUGGUUAUGGAUGAAGAGAAUUUCGGCUCGUCAACUGUAUCCUGGGCGGUUUACAAGCAAUACAUCGAUGCAGCUAAUGGCCACUGGGUUUGGGUGGUAUUACUGCUCGCAUUUACUGGCAAUGUAGUUGCCUCAAUAUUUUCUACUGCUUGGCUGUCACAAUGGCUAAAAUAUGGACAUUCACAGCAGGUUGUGAAUAUCAGUGGAGAAACCUACAUCGAAUUCAUUAGCAUAGCAGAAAGCGAGUAUACCAAUUAUUAUGCCACCAUCUAUGGAUUUUCUGUAAUCAUUUUGUUCGUUUCAGGCCUUCUGAAAGCUCUUAUUUUUGUUCAUGUAUCACUAAAUGCCGCUUCACAACUACACAAUAGAAUGUUUGAUAGCGUGAUACGUGGCACAGUUCGUUUUUUCGAUACAACACCAAGUGGACGGAUUCUUAAUCGAUUUUCGAAAGAUAUGGAUGAAAUUGACGUCAAGUUGCCAUUCACGGCUGAAGUUUUCUUUCAAAAUUCACUUACUUGUAUGGGCUAUCUGAUUAUGAUCGCAUGGGUUUUCCCAUCAUUCUUAUUUCCAUGCAUAUUUUUGUUCUCUGUUUUCGCUGUUUUCAUAUUAUGUUUUCGAGCUGGCAUCACAAGUUUAAAACGGUUCGAAAAUAUAUCACGUUCGCCACUGUUUGAUCACAUAUCUGCAAGUAUGGAAGGUAUUCAAACUAUUCACUCACUUGGCCAAACUGAUAAUUUUAUUGAGACUUUAAAAAAUAAGCUGGACUUGAAUAGUGGAGCUAUGUUCAUGUAUCAGUCAGCAAUGCGUUGGUUAGCUGUGUGGUUGGAUUUACUUGUUGUUGCCAUCACUUUCAUUGUGGCAUUACUAAUUGUUAUGCUGACCGGAAGUAUAGCACCAACAGAUGCUGGAAUGGCACUUGUUUUUGCACUACAGAUGAGUGGUAUCUUUCAAUUUGCGGUGCGCACACAAACAGAGCUCGAGGCAAAAAUGACAUGCGUUGAACGCGUUAUUUAUUACAGCGAUCACAUCGAGCCGGAAGAUCAUUGGAAAAAUGGAAGGGAUGAUUCUUUCUUUUCAAAUGAUUGUCCUGUAGAAGGACCCAUUGUUUUCAGAGGAGUUACGUUACGUUAUGGCCCUAGUUUGCCGCUAGCGCUUGAUGAAGUCAGUUUUAAGAUUGAACCAAAGGAAAAGAUAGGAAUUAUCGGACGCACUGGAUCAGGGAAAACAUCGCUCUGUAAUGUCCUCUAUCGAUUGUAUCCGCUGACAUCGGGCACUAUUGAAAUCGGUGGUAUCAAUACAGCAUCUAUUGGGCUUUAUCGGUUGCGUCGAGCUAUGGCAGUGAUUCCACAGGACCCAAUGCUUUUUGCUGGUACAAUCCGGUUUAAUGUUGACCCAAAUAAUGAAUUUACUGAUGACCAAAUUUGGAUGUCUCUCGAAAAAACUUAUUUAAAAGAUAUGGUAUCUUCAUUAGAUCAGAAACUGAAUUCACUUGUCACUGAAGGUGGACGUAAUAUAUCAGUUGGUGAACGACAAUUGUUCUGUAUGGCAAGAGCUUUGCUGAGACGGGUGCGGAUCGUGGUACUGGACGAGGCAACAGGUAGCCUAGAUAAUGCCACAGACCGACACAUUCAAAAAUGCUUGCGUGAAGCAUUUGUCGAUUGUACCGUUAUGAUAAUUGCUCAUCGUUUGGAAAAUGUUUUGGGCUUGGACAAAAUUCUUCAUAUGAAGCAAGGAAAGGUCGUGGAAUACGAUACAAUACAGAACCUAAUAAAGGAUGAGAAUCAUCCUCUGCGACGUUUAUUGGAUGAUCAGAAACUGCGACAAGCAAUAGCUGUGCAGAAAGACCGAAGUAUGAAUAAAAUGGCAGAAAAUCCGGAAGGGACAUCAAAACCAUCAACAAAUGGAAGCAGUGGAAGUAGUCCUGAACAUCUCCAUCCAACUUUUGCUGAGGCUUCUGGUAAGACUUCUCCGGAAACAUCAGAAUUUGAAAAGAUUAGUGAUAGCAUUGAUAAAGAAAUAACCGCUAUGAGCAAUGAUAAUAGUGACCUCGAAGUUAUCAAUAAGUCGGAUGUCGAGUCAAAUUAUUAAAUAUGUUCCGAAUAUCUUUUUAUGUAUGUCUGCUUUUAUGUAUGCAUACAUGUGUGAGUGUGUGUACUUGGCCGUGUGAGUAUGGAUAAUGUACCAUCUAAUCUUCUUUUAAUUCAAAAAAUAUUUUGAAGUAUGUGAAGAUGCCAGACACAUGUGUUAAUCCCACAAUUUAAUUUCUUGAG